AUGGUUGCUAUCAAGAAUCUCUCGGCCAUCCUUUUGGGUGUCGCCAGCGUGGCAGUCGCUAUGCCCGUUUCUAACCUGGUCGAGACUCGUGACAUCUCCCUCAACGAUCAAGACCUGGACAUUCGGGGCCCUCCUGUGCCUCAGCCUGGUCCUCCUCGGGGGUUCAGGCCGCUGCGACACGACCGCCGUGAUGAGGAGAUGCUUGAGGAGCGUGCUCCUCCCGCACCUGGCCACCUCCAGCGUGCUAAGUCUCUUAGCCACCACCGUCGUGCUCCUCCUGCACCUGGCCAUCUCCAGAGAGCCAAGUCUCUCAGUCACCACCGCCGUGCCCCUCCCGCACCCGGCCACCUGCAGCGGGCUAAGUCUCUUAGUCACCACCGUCGCGAUGAACUCGAGGAGCGUGCUCCUCCUGCACCCGGCCACCUCCAGAGGGCAAAGUCACUGAGCCACCAUCGCCGUGCUCCUCCUGCACCUGGCCAUCUCCAAAGAGCCAAAUCUCUUAGUCACCACCGCCGUGAUGAGCUUGAGGAGCGUGCCCCUCCUGCACCUGGUCACCUCCAGAGAGCGAAGUCUCUCAGCCACCACCGCCGUGCUCCUCCCGCACCUGGCCACCUGCAGCGUGCUAAGUCUCUGAGCCAUCACCGCCGUGAAGAGCUUGAGGAGCGCGCUCCUCCCGCUCCCGGUCAUCUCCAGCGUGCCAAGUCCCUGAGCCACCACCGCCGCGCCCCUCCUGCGCCUGGCCACUUGCAGCGUGCCAAGUCUCUCAGCCACCACCGUCGUGCUCCUCCCGCUCCCGGCCAUCUCCAGAGGGCUAAGUCUCUGAGCCACCAUCGACGUGAGGCAGAGUCCUUUGAGGACCUCUUCUAA
This is a messenger RNA of Clonostachys byssicola, 867 nucleotides long. The record is from the annotation of a GenBank genome assembly. Lineage: Eukaryota; Fungi; Ascomycota; Sordariomycetes; Hypocreales; Bionectriaceae.